GGAACUUGAGGUGUUUGCGUCAUUUGUAGAUAGAUACCACAAGCAGGGCGUCGUGUUGAACAGAAAGAUAAAAGUGGAGAGGAGUAGGGGCAACAGAGCUGGUACACCAUGGAGGAAGACAUCAGGAAGAAAGGAAUGCUCUACUUACAGCAACAUAGGUUUGGCAAGAAAUGGAAAAAGGUCUGGUCGAUCCUGUACAGGGAGAGUACCUGCUCCAUCUCACGCUUGGAGUUCUUUGAAUGCAAAGAUGGUGCGAGCACCCUGGAGAAAUCAGACAAAAACCUCCGCAAGCAGCAGGAGAGCAAGAAGGUGAUCAAGCUAAGCGACUGUAUCCGGGUGUCAGAAGUGGACAUGGAGGGCUCCCCGAAAGACUGUGGCCAGUUCCAUGUGGAGACUGCAGACAAACUUUUUGUGUUUGCUGUGGAGAUGGUCGAGCUGGACGACUGGACACAGAAACUGUGCGAAAUUGCAUUCCCUAUGAACUGGGGUGAGAAAGGAGGGAUGAAACGUAACAGUAUGCAGCGAUCAAAGGAAGAUGCUGCAGAAAUGGGGAUGGAGGACAACUCUCUGUACAGCAGAAGAGACAGUGCAUUGAAGGAGUUCAGGGUGGUGGUGAGGAGGACGGAGGCAGCAGAGCGCUGCAAGCUGAGAGGCCCCUAUGUUCUACGGACAGACUUCGACAGCCUCCUCCUCAAAGAGCCCAAGUCAGGAGAGGUUCUUUUCACCUGGCCCUACCGCUACCUCCGGAGGUUCGGACGGGACAAGGUGACCUUCUCAUCAACUGUCAACUACAAAAGCCCAGUGACAUUUUCCUUUGAAGCGGGUCGCAGAUGUGACUCUGGCGAAGGUAGCUUUGAGUUUGACACCAAACAGGGCAACAUGCUGUUCCAUGCACUGGAGUCAGCCAUCAACCUCCAGAGGAGUGCAGGCCUACCCUUCCGACAGACCUCAGGAGGCCAGGAGAUGGACCCUGGGCCCAGGCUCCUGCCAGCAGGGGAGCCGGGUGUUUACAGCACCGUCAAUGAAGCCCUGCAGAGGGACGGAUCGUCUCCCCCACACCUCCCCCAGGCCAAAUUGGAGCCCCCCAUGGAGAAACUCCUCACCGGGGUCAAGAGCCUGACACUGGACACCAGAGGCAUUCCCUGCAAGAACCAGGUGAAGAACAUCUCCAGCUGCCCUCUGAUGAACAGCGAGAGUCAGACCUACUCUGAGAUCAACAUGCCUCUGGAGAGGAGGCAGCAGGAGGAUAAGCCCUCCCUCAGCCUCAGCGCUGGACCCAACCACUCCUCAAAGGACUCAGACUACUCUCUCCCCUUUGACACCAUUGCCAAGAACCUGAUGGCAGACAUGCUGCUUAGUGUCCACCUCCCCCUGGGGGUGGAGCCGCAAGGCUGUGAGAGGUCAGGCUGCCAGAUGGACGAUGCUCCAGAUCCCCUCUAUGACAGCAUUGAUGAGUUGGCCAUCCGAUCAGGCCUAAGUAGGUCUGAGGGCACUAAAGUCAGAUACACGAAGGCAGAGCACAUCUAUGAUGAACCGGAGGGCUGUGCUGCAGCUAUAGCUUUGGAGCCUAACUGCCCCACCUCUGUUUACGAUGACCCCGAGGAGGUCAGAGGUCAGGCAUGGAAAAUCAUGGGCACCAUAGUUGACCCCAAUGGCCACGAGUAUCCAUACAACCCUCACGUUGACGACUACGCUGUCCCCAAGCCACCUAAGAGAGCUUUUCCGCCGGAUACACCCCAACAUGAAGAGGAGGAAAACUCUCCGUAUGAUAACGUGAGGGUGAAAAUUAACUAAUGUGAAAAAAAGAGGGUGCCCACAUCACAGAUGUCAUCAUGAAAUGAUCUGGGAUACUGUGUGAGCCCAUUGUAAACCUGAAUUCAGAGGAUUUCUCAAGCUUUGUUGACUACUGUUCCCUGAUGCUUCAUAAAACCACUAUGCCCAACAUAUUUAAUUUUAAUCGUGGUUUAUCAUAUACCCAAUUUCUGCUGUGAAGGCCUUGAAUACACAAUAACUACAAUAACCUACAAUAACUUAUAUGUUUUACACUGUAUGCUGUUGUACAGUCUUUGGCCAGCAGGAGGUACCAGCACAGCUUGACUCCAAGUUCUCUUUGUAAGUACUUUUUAAUCUUUGAAGCAGGAUGUUUUGUAUAAGAAAGUUACUUAACUUGUAAAUCUGAAAAUAAAUGUGAUCUUUAAGUCCUAUGGAUUUUGAUACUGAA
Messenger RNA from Oncorhynchus mykiss (rainbow trout), 2221 nucleotides. NCBI's taxonomy places the organism in Eukaryota, Metazoa, Chordata, Actinopteri, Salmoniformes, Salmonidae. The record is from RefSeq and is a predicted model, not a curated record.